UCAGUUGCCUUUGGACCGUCGAUUGGAUAAGACGUAGUGAAACGAACUCGCUUUAGGGGAACAAGGAAGUAGUGUCUGUUUUUGUGAUGUGUUGCUAGAUCCUUCUAAAAGUGUGUAUAUGCUUAUUGUCUCAGCAAAGCGAAUACCAAUUUGUAGUGAAGUAGUGAUUUGUAGAUAGUAUUAUAAUUAACGGAUUUAAAAACAAAUCGAUGGAUUUUUUAAGUUCAAGGAUGAUACAUACUUAUAAAAUAUUCAAAUAUCGAUUAAAUGAGUAAAACGAAUGAACAUAGCUAAAAGGAUAAAAAAUAACUGAAAAAUAUUCACAAAACUGUUUUACUGACAUGUGACUGAUGUCCAAAAAGAAUAGCAAUUAACUUUUCAAUUUGCGGUUAAUCGGAUACCCUGUCGGUCUAUUAAAGGUGCUUUCAUUGGACACAUAACGGUUAAAAUAUUUAAGAAUCCUACUCAAUCAUAGGCUGUCUACAAGUGUGUUGAGUCACAUUGUCCGCUGGUCCGAAUGUUCUGGUGGAAAUAAUUACAUUUAGAGUGAUCUAAGCCUCAUUCAUUUAGAAUAAAAUGGCUCAUCAAAUGAAGCUCAACGUAUUCCUAAACGUAGCCUUUCUCCUCCUAACUAAAUCGCUGGGGGAAAACACUACAACGAUAAUCGCCUCGUCAACCCAAAGCUCGAUGGAGACCACCCAAACGACCACAGCACAACUGCAAUCAUCAACCCUCCAACAGCAGCAGCAAGUGCUCACAUCAACCCAGUCUUUAUUCGGCUAUGCGACAGAGGUACAAUCAUCAUCAACCGGAGUAACCUCAAUGUCCAGCCCUGGUUCAACUAUGGUAUCCACACUGUCUACAUCUUCGCCACAAUACAUAUCAAACUAUUCGACGAUAUCGCAGCUGCCGACGUAUCCAUCUCUACCAAUGACAACUAGGCAGGAUUCAUUGGAUCCGCUUCCAGUAGAUGUUGAAAUUGGUUCUGGAGGACCAGAUCAGAAGGAGAGUCUCGGCAUACAGAAGGCGGUUGACUGGCUACGAGAAAGAAGAUUGCCCGACUACAGUUGGGGUAACGAUACGCACAUGGUCAUUCUAGCGAAAGAACUGUCCGGAGCCCGCGAUCCAACUGAUAACGAUAAUCACUUACAAGAGAUAUCUGACUUGGAGGAUAUGUUGUCAGUUAAGCAGAUGGAAAUCGAGGUGUUGACAAUGGUAGAUCGUCAUCAUUCUAUGCCGAAGCCAGUGAACACGGAUAGAGUGGCCAAGUACAUCCUAGCGAUGGGGGCUCUAUGCAAGGACGGGCGUCAUUUCCAUGGCCAUGAUCUAGUGGCAACGUUAGAGCAUCAUGAACAUGAUCCAGGUCAAGAGUACGAGUUUGCAUUAACGGCCUUAGCUAUAUGUAGUUCAGCAACACAUGUACGGAAACGACAAAUCCGACGGCUUUUGGAUGUUGCCAGUGGAGAGGUCAACAAUGUGGACACUAUUGCUAUGGUUUUGCUAGCACUGAGGUGUAUAGUAACCGAUCAUCGACAUCGACAUCUGCAGCAUUUUGUACGACGACCAGCUCAGGGUUUAGCAAGUCUGCAAGGACCGCAAGGUAGCUUUGGAUCUCUACGGAGUACUGCUCUUGCUAUGCAAGCUCUCCAAGACCUCGAGCCGGAUCCGGCUGGAAAAUGGAACAGAACGGCUGCUUCAGAGUGGCUACUUUCUAAACAACGUCCUGAUGGUGGCUGGACGGAGGAACCACUGAAGGAUGGACAAGAAGCGUCUAUUGGAGUCGGGCUCACAGCAGACAUCAUUCUCGCUUUGGGAUGGAAGGGGUUGGGUGCGGUGCGGGCUCUGCAGUGUGACCACGUGAUACGAGAAUCAAAUGAUAUUUACGAAAACGGAGAGCCCAAGCUGGCCGUUCCGGUCGGUUUAACAUCGUCUGUAGAGGAAGCAGAACCACGGAAUGUUUCCUAUACCUACACACUAUGGGUUGGUACCAACGAAACCGAGGAAUAUUCCUUAGAUUUAACGUCCCCGAAAAAUACCACCUUUUUCCGAGCGAUGAAGCAAGCUGCUGAAAUAGAUUCCAGGUUUACUUUCGAAGCACGGGAAUGGCCCAAUGGGCAUUACGUGCAUACGCUGGCCGGAAUGAAAGAGGAACCGAAAAGCUAUCACUACUGGCUGCUGUAUCGAUUGCCAGAGAAGCCGGAUGCGAAAAGUCCACCUGGUAAUCAGUUGAUUGCUCCACUAGGUGUUGAUGAACUUCUAGUCGAGGACGGCGAACAUUACCUCUAUUGGUAUAAAAAACUAUAAAGCACUUUCCCAAAGCUUUCCGGCAGUGUGCUUCCGUCUCAGAAGUGGUCUAUGCGGAAAUACAUAACCACCCUGAAUGCAAAGAAAUCACUGAGGCGGAUUCAUCUAUAUUAACAAAAACGGAAAUGUUCUAUUCGGGCAGACCGGGAGUAGCAUGCUUGCAAAAAAUACAACGCGGAUUGGACAAGGCGAAAGAAACAAUGGUAUUAGGGAACACAAAGUCGAGAUAAGCUUGAGCGAUAACAGGAGUGACUGAAAAAAGUAAAAACCAUCAUUACGGGAAGUGUCCAGUAGAAAAUUUAUUCGUUAACACCCGCUUUCUACCGUUUAUGUGAAACAACAAAGCAAGUGUAUGCAUUUAAAUAUCAAAAGAGAGAAGCUGCAAGCCACUAUCUUCCAAUCUCAUUACUCGACAACCAGAUGGAAGCUCAUAAUAGGACCUAACACAGUAGGGAAGGGGUGAUAACUAUUUAAAACAUCUAUUUUCCUAUGUUUAUAGCAUCCCGUCCCAUUCAACGGUACGAUAAUACAGCUCAUUCGUAGGGGUUACAGAUUGCUCGUUGCUUAAUUUUUUUCGUGCUGUUGGACCACAACCACAAGAAUAUUGCUCAAACUCAACUUUUUUGUAUUUAUAGAAAUUACAAUUAUCAUUCUUUCGACAUGAGAUAAAAUUUGUUAUCAAAUCAAAUUCAAUAUUUACUAGUGAUAAUAUAAAGAGUAGUGACCAUUUGAUCGAACACAAUUGCAUUUAACUAAAACACUAUCCAGGAUUUAUGCGCUGUAAUGGCUACAAAUUAAAUCUUGUUUGUAAAAUUGCAUGUUUCGAGCCGCAUACUACUAACAGGGUCUUUAUAAUAAUUUAUUUAUUUGAACACAACGUGCAUUUAAUAGUUUGCAAUAUGUUGUAUUAGAAAACUGCCAAUAUCACAUUUUCGCUGGACUAAGGACGCAUCGAUUGACACAGGUCGAAUCCGUCUUACGCAGGAAAAGUUGGCGUGAACGACUAUUUUGAAACUAAUAAGGCUUGUCCGCGACAGAAUCUGAACAUCUUAAAAGGAAUAGAUCUCUUUAAAUAUUCAACGAAAAAUUGAAAUGUUUCUCACAAAUAUGGCCGUAUGUUCGUUCUAUCCAAAAAUACACAAUUCUUUAAUGUGUAAAAAGGGCUUUCAAAAAUACCGUCGAAAGAAGUGCGUCUUAGAAAAGUUAUCUCAUCACGAGAGCUCAAUUUAGCAUGAUAGGACGUAUCUCCGGAGAGUUCGGUGGAUUUGGCUAUUUCGAUGAAAUAAAUACAUUAUUUGCUUCUAAAUAUGCAAAACAUCACUGAUUUAGUGAGAAAAUGCCAAAUCUGACUAAAACAGAAAGAGUACAUUAUGGCUGCACUAAAAUCGUUUCUGUAAAUAAUCUUCCUAAUUGAUAUUCCACCACUGUUGAAGAUGGCCGACCAAACCAAAUAUUUCUUGGGAAACUAAGUCUAAGUCUAUCUCUUAGAAUUAGUUUGUUACCUCAUCUCGUUUCAUAGCAGUAUAGAAAAACAGAUCAUGAGGCUAGUUGAAGUCUUCUACGACCUAAUUUUUGUCAUCCACUAACACAUAGGUAAAUUUGAUCAAAUAUCCACGAAAAAUUGCCAUAUCUGUGAGAAAUAUUUCAUUUUUUGAUUGAAUAUUUCAUGACAUCUAUGUGUUUUUAGGUGGCGAACAAGCUUUUGAUAUUAACGUAUGAUGCUAAUUCAUUGCAGCUUUCUAUCCAUCAUACCAAAUUGAAGGCAUUAGUUAAUGCAGUGUCUGCUAUCUCUGAUCAACACAUUGACUCAAAUGUUAAAUGGCCUGCGUUUAGUCAAACCGAACUGAGCGCCACAUUUUUUCAAGCAUUUUUAAUGAUAACCUGCCAUUAACAUAGUAAGUUAAGGAACACUUAUUUACUUUAGUUUACUAUUUGUGCUCCCAAAAAUAAAUAGAUGGGGGUGUUGUUGGUGCUAUCUUGGAUGUGAUAGCGUUUUUGGAGCAAUAUAUUUCAAAAUAGCACUUGAUUUUCUGUGACUUAACACAGAUCAUGGUAAUUAUAAAUAUAGGUUUCAUUGAUUCUUGAUACCACAUUAUUUCAUAAGCUCGCGCAGAUUAAAGUGGCGCGGUCACGUGGAUUCAACUGACAGUAAAUUGUUGUUUUGCUUAAAAAUAAAUAACGCCACAAUAAGCAACGCUAUAACAAUAAGUAACGCAAGCUCAAACCCCCAUCCGCUUUUCAUGCGUUACAUAAUGGUCCUUAGAUCGAUCGUCGAAGUAAUCAGCAAUUUUGAUUUUAUGUGAGAAAGGUCACGUAGAUGGAGUGAGUCACACACCGUGCAAAAUAAAGGUGAUGACGCAAAUAGCAUGAAAAUGGAAAUUAAUGAAACCAAAAAAAUGCAAAUUGCAUUGUUUCGAAAAAUAAUUACAUUUGUGGUGUGUUCUUGCAUCCAAUAGGGUGGAGACAUCAUUGUUAUCAUUAUUCUUCUUUUUCCUGAGAAGAGUGAUUAAAAGUACAACUUUUACAACUUGGAAUAUUUUGAGAUUUUCUUAAUUUUAUCGAAUCAUGGCGGGAUGAUCCCACUAACUACAAACCACUCUCGCCUACUGCAACUCAGCCAAUGAUAUGCCCUUCGUAAUGCAAAGUUGAAUUAAAGAAAACGAAAAAUAAGCAAAUGUACACAUUCCGAUACAGUUAUAAUGUGAUCAAAGGAAAUUUAUUUUUAAGCAUCAAUAAAGACAAUAAUUUACGCAUUGUAUGAAGACAACAACAAGAGUAUUAAGUGAUUGUAAAAGUGGAAAACUAAAUACAUCAAUGUAGAUUAAAUGCGAGACAUACAUACAUACAAGUUAUUCACUUAAAAAUAGCAUAAACAAUAUGGAGAAAACAAACCGCUUGUCAAGCUAAAUAUAUACUUUUAAAAGGUUAUGUAAACAUUUAAGGUACAAUGAUGAGUAAUAAAUCUGUUUCUUUGGAUUGAAGCAACAAUACCUGUCACUCAAAAUAAAUACUGGAUGAACCCUAUUACGUUGUAGACCAUCUUAGCACACAUAACUUAGUGUUCGCAAAAACUAUUCUAUGCUAUCCGCGAAACUAGCAUUUACCAUGUAACAUUUUUUAAGAUCGAUAAACUUAGUUUCUUAGUUUGUAAUAGAUAUCAGGUAGAUUUUGCCAAAUUAGGCGUCCAACCAGUCUGUAGUAGCAAUAGUUGUUCCUCUUCAGCUGUUAUUGUUUAUCAUAUGAAAAAAUUGUUUGAUAACUUGCGCGUUCAACUACUUUUAACUGGAGAUGAUUACAGUUAUUUGAACAAAUGUAACACAUGGGUCCACCGAGCAGUGCUAGCUGGCAAAAAAACCUCAAACUAGCGAAAUAGAUUAUAUCACCUUCUAAAUAAUAUGCAAAAAAUCUCAGUAAACAUAUAUUGAAAACUUCUACGAAUAUUCUGUCGUACUAUAAAGCAAUGACAGCUCUGAAGAGCAGCUCUAUCUGAAUUUAGUUUGAAAAUAAAAAAAUCUUAUUUCAAAUCAGUAGCGUACAAUAAUUAUGCAAUUGUCGAAAUCGGUCGAAGAUUGAAGUAUUUUUUUUUCUCAUUUUAUAUAAUUGUCAUUUUUUAAUUUUAUGAAAUUUGUAACUGAUGAACAACAAUGACAGCUUAUUUGUUGAAUUAUUUAGUUAUAACAUCGGACGUGUUUUCAUUUCUAAUGAGCUUAAAUUGGCACUCUAUACCAUCGAUAACCAUGACACUAGAAUUUCAAUUGUAGAGUUGAUUCGUUUAAUGAUUUACACAGAAGCAUUAUAUACAUUUCAUGCAAGACUAAUAUAUUUUCUUAUAUAAUAGGAAAAGGUAAAAUUAUUACUGGUGGAUUAAAUAAAUGAAAAUGAAUUA
Molecule: messenger RNA, 6190 nt
Organism: Topomyia yanbarensis
Lineage: Eukaryota; Metazoa; Arthropoda; Insecta; Diptera; Culicidae
Exons: 8
Coding region: 577-2304 (575 amino acids)
Biological process (GO): cobalamin transport
Molecular function (GO): cobalamin binding
Source: RefSeq, a predicted model, not a curated record